This is a messenger RNA of Coccomyxa subellipsoidea C-169, 933 nucleotides long. RefSeq lists its product as hypothetical. The record is from RefSeq and is a predicted model, not a curated record. The annotation marks the transcript as partial. Gene Ontology annotation, molecular function: glycosyltransferase activity. NCBI's taxonomy places the organism in Eukaryota, Viridiplantae, Chlorophyta, Trebouxiophyceae, Coccomyxaceae. The transcript is spliced from 6 exons.
UACCAUGUGGUGGCGUCAGUAGAUGGUGGCCUUUACACAGAAUGGCAAGUGCGGAUCUGUUACUAUCACUACAAGAAGAUGAAGCGACAAUAUCCUGAUAGCCCUAUGGGCGGGUUCACCAGACUACUGCACAGGCAAGCCCCAUUCUCUCUCGGCCAGGAGGAUAAGCUGAUGGAAGAGAUUCCCACAGCAGUGGUGGACAAGCUCCCCAUGGGACUAGAUCAGGGCUUCAUUGUGCUCAACAGGCCAUAUGGUUUUUUGCAGUGGGUCCGCAAGUUUGUGCCCACGCUUAAAGAGCGGUACAUUCUCAUGAUUGAGCCUGAUUACAUCUUUGUGCGGCCACCACCUCUCUGGGCGACACCAACGAAGUCUGCUGCAUACCAUUUCACCUACAUGCUUCCCAGAGAAAAUAAGGAAGUCAUCGAUCCCUACAACGAAAAGGAUGUGCCAUUUGACGCUAUCUUACCAAUAGGCAAUGCUCCUACAAUGAUGCACAGAGACCUGCUGGCUUUGAUAGUGGAGGACUGGUAUGACAUUGCUCUACGCAUGAAGAAUGACCCCAAGGCAAACCAAGCGUUUGGGUGGAUCCUUGAGAUGUUCGCCUUCAGCAUUGCUGCAUCUCAAGCUCCGGGCGGGCCUCUGGAGUUUGAGUUGCACGGCGAGUUCAUAGUGCAGCCACCGUUCGAUGCAUCACUCACAAGCAGGGAUGGCAAACCGGUCUUCAUCAUUCAUUACACCUAUGGGAAUGACUACGAUGAGGCUGGGACGAUGAUGUAUGGGAAGGGGGUCAGCGAAUUCUACCAUUGGGACAAGAGAGAUUACACUUUUGAGUACCCGCCGGGCAACUUCCCUCUGCCCCCACUUCAGGUGUGCGUCAGGCUGCUACGCUCCCUCAGAGGGUUUUGCAGAUGCUACUGGCUGGGUGACUUGUGA